Molecule: messenger RNA, 1518 nt
Organism: Salvelinus fontinalis (brook trout)
Lineage: Eukaryota; Metazoa; Chordata; Actinopteri; Salmoniformes; Salmonidae
Gene: fbxl15
Product: F-box and leucine-rich repeat protein 15
Exons: 6
Coding region: 123-1001 (292 amino acids)
Biological process (GO): SCF-dependent proteasomal ubiquitin-dependent protein catabolic process
Cellular component (GO): SCF ubiquitin ligase complex
Molecular function (GO): protein binding
Source: RefSeq, a predicted model, not a curated record
AAGUUUGGGAAAACAGCCAUAAAAGCUGUCGUUGAGCCAGAAAGCUUCAACCAAGGCUCAUAAAAUAGCUACAUGUACAACGACAGUUUGUUGGCUAUCUCGCAUAUUUCUGCUGAUUCAAAAUGGAUGCGGAAACAGAGUGUUGCAAAUGUCACCUUUUGGAUUUGCCCUGGGAGGAUGUGUUGGUAACACACAUCUUCUGUUACCUGCCAUUACGCCAGCUGGUGCGGCUACAGAGAGUGAGCAAGCAGUUCUAUGCCCUCAUCCAGGUGUACCUGGCCAACUGUCGCACCUUUGACCUCACACAGAUAGGGCAUAGCCUUCCCAAGGAGGCAUUCUGCAACAUACUAAGCGACAACAAAGUCCUACAGAACCUGUCCGUCCAGAACUGCUCCGAUUGGGUGACAGACACGGAGCUGCUGCCUGUGAUUGGCCAGAACCAGCACCUGCUGAGAGUAGACAUGAGGGGGUGUGACCGGCUGACCCGUCACUCCUUAGUAGCCGUGUCGUUGAGCUGCACACACCUGCAGCACCUGGGCCUGGCCCACUGUGAAUGGGUGGACAGCCUGUCCAUACGCAGCCUGGCUGACCACUGUGGGGGCCUGAGGUCCAUCGACCUGACCGCCUGCCGCCAGCUCAAAGACGAGGCCAUCUGCUAUUUAUCCAAGAAGUGUCUGAAGAUGAGGUCGCUGUCUGUGGCGGUCAACGCCAACAUUACAGACGUGUCUGUGGAGGAAGUGGCCAAGAACUGCAGGGAGCUGGAACAGCUGGACCUGACAGGCUGCCUGAGGGUUAGGAACGACUCCAUCAGGACUGUUGCAGAGUAUUGCCCCAAGCUGCAGUCUCUGAAGGUGAACCACUGUCACAACGUGACUGAGUCCAGCCUGGACCCCCUGCGGAAGAGGAACGUUGAGAUUGACGUGGCGCCACCACUACAGAGGGCCCUUGUGCUGCUGCAGGAUGUGGUGGGGUUCGCUCCCUUCAUCAACCUCCAGAUCUAGGCUAAAGUACAUCUGUAUUACUCAUCCAACCAAUUGGAAACAGGUUUUCCUCCACGAGGAGAAUGACCUGUUUCAAUUGAAACACACCCUGUGUGCUGGGACGUCACUUAAGCAAUUCAAGGACAAACAAAAACGGAUGUAUAUGGGAAAUAUAUUGUAGAACUUGUCUCUUAUUUAUUACAGUGAUGUUGCAGAUUAUAAUUAUGCACUUAGGAAAAGACUGAAGGAAGCCAUGCACUUUUCAGUAACGCCGUCAUGAGUCCAAAAGAUUCCUGCAGUAUUUAUUUGUAUUUCAUCACACCCUAACAACACUUUAGAUGUUCUUGUGAUCUAUAGCUUUAGAAAAGGACCAUUCCAACCAAAGGAGAAGACGUAACUAUAAGAGCAUAUUGUUGAGUUUUUGUGUGUUUAUUGACAUGUUACUCUGCUAAAUGUAUGAUACAUACACCUCUAAAUGUUCCAUUCAGAUUAGCUAGGUGAACUUUUUAUAUUAGGUAAAUAAACGUUUUAUAUUGUG